CAGACGUAAAUGUAGUAUUUUCCCAUAAAAAAAAAAGAAAAAGAAAAAAAAUCUAGUAAGUGCUGAGAAUGGCGACUAAACAUACAGAUCAUACUCAUCAUAGUAAAGACGAGGUGCAAAGCUGGACUUUAUGGGGAGAAAAUGUUGGAUUUAAAAGUCCCGAGCAUACAAAUGAAGGAGACUCCAGUACAAAACAAAGUGAGGCCAAGAAACUUAAAAAAGAAGAUAUGGGAUUGUUUGGUUUUUGCCCUUCCUGGGACAACUUUUACCUAGUGGUGUGUGAGAAAUGUGGACAAGUUGUAAAGCCACAAGCCUUCAAAAGCCACUUAGAAGCUCAACAUGGAAGUGUAAGAUCAAGCUGUCCCAAAUCUUCAGAGGACCAGAAAUGUGAAGGUUUUCAGUCUACCAAUCAUGUCUUUAAAUCACAGUGCAAUUUAUCAUCUACAAAAAUGAAAUCAUCAAUUGCUCUGUCCUCUCAUCCAUUGGAGUCACGACCUCACACAAAACUGUCUGGUUCUGGUGUAACUAAUAUCACUAAAUCAAAAGGUGAAAAGCCUGGAUGGGGUAAUAAAGGAAAUAAAAAUCAUACUCUUGCACCAGUGGUGUUUGUGGAAAGGAUUCCUGAUAAUGCAGUGGUUAAAAAUGUUAACUCUUCCCCAACACUUAAAAAAGAACUACCUUCACCACAAAAACCUCCACCUCUUUUAAUACCGCAUUUACCAUCUACUUGUUUAACAGCACUAGCUAAAACAACCAUAACAGCUGUAUCUCAUCCUGGUGCAGUUUACUCAUCAAAGUUAACAACCACAAUGCAUCACCAUCCUACAACAUUAUCCAAAGAUAAACAGAUCUUGAUAAAUGUAGAGACAAAGAAAAUCUCAGGCUCCAGCAGGAGUAAAAAAAUGCCAAGAGAACGAAAACUGCUGCUUUGUAAGGAUCGAGAAUAUGAUCCAAAUAUACAUUGUGGUGUCAUCAUAUCUGAAACUGGCAAGCCAUGUACCCAUUCUUUAACAUGCAAAACUCAUCCUGUGUCUAUGCGAAGAAAGGUUUCAGGAAGAAGAAAAAAGUUUGAUGAACUUUUAGCAGAUCAUCGAGCUUCUAAAGAAGCAACACUCAAGGCAGUUAAAGCCUCAGCAACACGUACUGAUUCAGUUUCUUAUUCUAACCAGUUCAAUUCAUCUGGAUUACAGACUUGUGUCUCACAAACAGCUUAUCCAGUAUGCAGCAAGUCCAGUACAUCUGCUUCUGUUUCACAGAAAGUGACCACAGUUCCUGCAGUAUGUAAACCAAUCUCCCGGACACUGCACACGAAAAGAAUACCAUCAGUAUUUGUAGAAGCACUUGGUAAGCUGGAACCAAUGCUAUCUGCUGAAGAUGUUUGUGUAUCCUCUUUGGCUAAAGAAGAAGAAAAGGAAGAACAGUCAUUAAAAAGUGUUUUAGGGCCAGAUAAUCCAUACAUCAAACAUCAUCCUCGCCCUGCAGCAAUAUGUACCUUUGGCCUGAGGCAACUGGGAAAUGGCAUGUUUUUGUGUGAUCGGCGAUGGGACCUGCAAAGAGCAGCAUUCAGGGCCAUUUGUACAGAUAGAUCAACUCAACCCCCUCCUUUAAAAAAGCUCUGUGUUGAGUCUCAACUUCCUCCAGUUCCAGAGCCUGAGAAUGAUCCGUAUGAUUUCACAUGCACAGACUCUGCAGUUCAAGAAGCAGUUAUAUCCUCUAGUAACAAGUCAAAUGUGCUUACUACAUUAUCAAAUGGAGUUAGAACUAAUGUAGCGUCAUCUCAUGGACCCCAGCAGAUCCCAAGACCAGUAUUCAACAAGGUGCCUCCAUCUCACACAAUAAAUCAUCAAAAGUCUUUAAAACCCAAGCCCAGUGGGAAUAAAUCCACCAAGUCUAAAGAUAGUAUUUUAUUGCAUACUUUUGACAGUUCUCCUGCCAAGAAGACAAAAACCAAUGGACUGAACGUCAAGUUAAAUCAGUCUGGACCUGCCAUAUCCACUGACAGCGUAUGCUCAUUGUCUCCAUCUGUGAUGACACUGGAACCAGGAGACACAAUUACAUUAAACUCUGUGAAUUCUUCCCACACCAUCUCACUUCCAUUCUCUCUCAGUAUGGACGAUAGCUUGGCAGCAUUGUCAAAAUUACACCUGGUUUCAUCUGUAGGCAAUGGAAACACAUCAUCUGCAGUCUCUUCUGGUGCACCAAGCAGUGAUUCCAGCAAAAACCAGACAUUUUUUGUUACUGAAAUGGAUAUUGUUAACAAUCAGUUGCCUUCCUUAUCAAAAAAUUCCAUGUUAGCAUCUUCUGUAAGGAAUAAGGAAGUGAUGGUGAACUCUGCUUUCCUAGUAAACCAGCUUGCAGCUAUGCAGAGUAAACAAAGAUCUACUAUUUCUAAUCAUUCAACGAAGCAUAGCAGCUGUUGCAGUGGUAAAAAAUCAACAAAACAUAAUGUCAGGACAUAUUCUUCUGGUGCUACACAAAUCAAACUCGGCAGUAAUAUUUCGAAAGCAAAAUCUAAAAAUCAGAAGUUGUCAUCAAAGUCUGUUUUAAACAAGACAGCUUUUAAGAAUCACACAACUUUCCCUGUGAACAAAAGGGUAGAGCCAAUGACAUCAGUCACUUCUGGAAAUAAUGUUCAUGGUGCUGUUGGAAUGAGUCAAAAAUCAUUAAAAACAAACAGCUCAUUCUCCACGUCUUCAGUUGUUUCAAGCUCCGUCGCCCAAUCUGUCACUACUUCAUGGGUCACAGUCCCUAAUGGGUUGACCCCACACAAAGUAAGUGGAGUUCUAACUUCCACACCUGGGACCAAAAAUGGCAGACAGACAAUAUCUAGUCCUAGUAGUGAAGUUCCUGUGUCUGCUGUUCUGCCCACAUCUGUGUCUUGUGAGUUAAAUUGCAGUACAUUGUUUAACAGCACAGAGGACCCUGAAGACCUGGGCCUCAGCACUGCAUGUUCUUUGUCAUCUCCAAGUGGGACGGUGUUGUCUCAGCAGUCAGUCACUUACCAGCAAGUGUUUACCAGCCAAAUGCUUUCUCCAGCAGAACUCAGUCAAUUACAGGUUCGCCCAACAAACAAACAAAAGACCACACCUUCAACUACAAGCUCACUAAAGCUUCCUCUUGUGGCUUCUUCUCAUACAUCUUCAUCUCGUUUAUCUUCUAAAAAUGAUCAAAAGAAGCAUUAUGCCAAAACUGAAGACACUGUAAAGAAGCUAUCAACGUGACAGUGACAGAGUUUAGGCAUGUAUGCUUCUGUCUCAUGUUCCAAGUCGUCCGGUGGCCUUGAUUCUAGCCUUUUUUGAAGUGUUAUUCAUGUCCUAAUGUUUUCAUACUUUUCUACCAGCCAUAAUAAUAAGGCUCACCUCUCCUCUGUAAGUCAACAAAGUUUAAUCAUACUAUGGUGCAGUCUCACAAACCACUUAUUUAAUGCUACUGGGUGCUCAAACAAGAUCUAGAUAUUGUUUUCACUCACUUUUCUGUUCAGCGAACACUCUUGUCAUUUUAAGGCUACUUGGUUGAAAUGUACUCAAAAUUUAGAUUUUUUUUCCACAUUCCAUACUACACUGUUAGACCAAAUAUAUUUUAUUUAAGGUAUUGACGAGAUAAUGAGCCAUGUAACUAGAGGAGCACAUUGAAUUUUACUUCUUGCAAGGUAGAGGAAAAGAAGUAAUCAUGUUUUUUCUCCUGUUGUACUUACUUACUUUGACUUUUAUAUCAUUUAGUCAUGUAACUUAUGUUUGAUUGGGUUUUCUGAUAGUGUGUAAAUCUCCAGGAAACUAAUUAAAAUUACCUUUAAUCUUUGAAAUCAUGAAGGUACACUAAAAUAUGGAUUAGCUCAACAUGCUGGUAUAAUAUUCAUAAAAAAAAUGUCUUUUUUUCUGUGAGAUGUAAUGUUUUUGUUUUUCAUAAAAUAAGAACUCGGUUGAACAACAUUUGGCUCACAUGUCUAAUUUAACCACCUGAUUUGUGUUAAAUGUCUCGUAUUUUAUCACAAUUCAUAUUUAUCAUCAAAUUUAUUUUUUGCAAGAUAAUAGUUAUUUUUACACUACAAAGGAAGCUUCUUUUUAUCUAACAUUUUUAGUAACUUAUUUGUAUAUUUUUACUUUCAGCUUGCGUCUUUCAAAUCCUUCAUCUUAAAUAACUUGUACCAAAUUGUAAACCUGAAUUUUUUUCCAAAUAUUACCUUUUUAAUGUCCUUCUAAAAGCUUUACUUAUUUUAUUAUCUCAGGCUUUACCUAAUUUUCAAAAACAUACAUGUAAUGACUUACUAAUUAUCAUGCUUCUACCCACAUUAGUUGGCUUCUUGUACCUUGUGCUCAUCAAACAUUUAUUACUCAGUGUUCGGGCUUAUUCUGAUAUAGUGCUAGCGUUUUUUUUUUUAUGAUAUCAUAUUGUUACCAGUUUGUUUUCAUCUAGAUUUUUCUGUAACAUAAGAUAGCUUAUCAACCUUUUCAAUUAAGCUUCAUUUUGAUUCUAGAAUUUGACAGUUUUUUUAAGAUCUAACUUUAUUGUUUUACAUGUACAUCGAUGAUAACUCAGAAAUGUACGUGUGUAUCUAAUCCUGUUAUCUGGCAAACAUUGGUUAACCUGUUAUGCAGAUUCUUGUAUUGAAGAUUUUAUUGUUUGUGUCGUAUGACAUUUUAGUUGGACAUACCUAUAGUUACAGAGAUUGAUCCUGUGGAAUUUCACAAAAUGGAAAGGGGUUAUGAAAGAGGUUAUAGGUUGGUAAAUAAUGUAGCAUAGACAUCACCAACUGAUAUUUUACUGAAGUUUUUUAGGCACUUGAAUAAAAUUAAUUGAAUACAUUCUCGUACAUGUAAUUGUCAGUAAAGUAAGUUUGUUCAACUAACACACCAACCAGACAAAGUUGUCAGUGAUGUGACAUAAUAUUGAAGUAUGAGCUUUAUUACAUAGAUUAAUACAUUAGACCUACCUUCAUGUAACUGUUCAUGUAUAUUCAUGUUCAACUUAUUGUGAGUGAAUACUCUGAAUGUUGCCAAAAUAUUAUAAGGACAUUAGUUGUAAAAAAUAGAAAGCUUAAAAAGACAUAAAUUUAUAAUGUAACUUAUUAUCUUUUUUCUCUUAGAAAUAAAUCACGAAAAAUUGUUUUAAUAUAUUGGGCAUAAACAAUGACACUUUUAUUUGAAAAUUAAUAUAUCCCUAAAACUCCUAAUUUUUAGUUCUCUCUAAACUUUCCUAGCUUUAAAAUUGUUGUAAAAAAACCCUAAAAUUAGAAAAAAAAAUACUUGUUUCUGUUCUUCAUGGGAUGUUGAUCUGAUGAUGAUGUCAAUGUUUACUUGGUGUAAAUAACAGGUGGUUGCACAUUUGUGUAUUGCAUAGAAAAUUACUUAGGUAAUAUUGACAUUUCUUAAUAGUUAAAUUUUGGGAAACCUGUAAAUGUGAUCUUGAAACAUCACCAUAAACACCUAUAUCUUCAGAAAAACAAAUGGUAACUAAUCUGGUCUUGGUGUAUUAAAUAUAUUUGAAUAAUCUUGUCCGUUACUAACAACACUUUAUUUCAAGAUAUCUUUAAUGAUAUUAUAUGAGUGUCAGUCACCGUGGUGAACUGAACAUUUGCUCUAAUUUUCUUCAACAUAUUUUUGAAAACCAAACCAAAAUUUUCACUAGAAUAGCUUUAAAUUUAUCCCUAAGAUUUCUGUUUUUCUAUCUGGAAAAAUCUGAAAUUCUUUCUUCAAUCUAGAAACUUGUAACAAAAGAUCAAACAUGCAAAUACUUGAAGCACUGCUGUAGUGUACAGUAUACCUAAAAUAUUAUCUCAGAAUGACUGUAAAAAGUGAAAUUUGAAGGUCUAGGGUCUUGACGAAGGUGUGCCAUGUCAGGAUUAACUCUUUUUUUUUUUUUCUUAUCCAAUUGAGAGAGCAGAUUUCCUUUAAAAGCUGUUGUUUUGUUCCCUAUCCUUAUCAGCCAGUUUGCUGAGAUAUGACUUGCAAGUAUAAAUGUAAUGGUUGUUUGAUUAUCUAAAAUCAUUUUCUGUUUAUUUCUCCAUUGAAGCACUUUUCAAAGCAAUAUUUUAUAUCAAACACUGAAGUAUUGGUUUAGUGCCAACACACUUCAGGAGUUAUGUAAUGAACUGGGUCAUGAUUUUAACCAAGUCACUAACAAGUUUCUGAGGCUAGUGCAAUUCCUAACUUGAUAUUAUAUAUAUAUACUUACUGAUACAUUUCAAUGCAAUAAAUGUGUUAGUUUUAAUGAUCUAAUUAAACAAGAUUAAAAUAAUAUUUUAGUAGUUUUAUUAUAAAUUCUAAGAGUCAAAAAGUUAAUAAGAGAAAUGAUGUAACUUAGUGAUUGGAAAAUAUUGUUUAAAGAGAAAGAGGGGAAGCCACUAAAGAACAUAAUGAGGAAAAUAAGAGAGCCUUUCUAUUUGGUAGGACAAAGGCUAAAAUGCUACAAUCAACUGUGACAGUAAUUUUGAUAUGUUUAUUUCUGUACAUAAACAGUGCUACCUAAAUAUUGAGGACAGUUUAAUAAGAAUGUAGUGUAUUAGUUCUUGUAUUGCACAUAUUGUUGAAAAUGAGUAUUUAAAUGGGUUAGUUUGAAAAUGUAGUUAUUAUAAUAACUGUUUCAUAUGAAGCUACAUUUUUGUUAUUACUAAGUUUAAUGAAAUGUGUACUUUGCAUAUAAAGCAAAAUAACAGACAAUAGUAUUAGUAUUAGCUCAACAUUUUCUUUUUUAUAUAAGAAUUUGCUCAUUUUUGUUUAUGUAUGCAAAAUUCGUAGUAUCUUGUCAAAAUUGAAAAUUUUGACCCUUUGUUACUUGAUACAAGUAGCAGGAGAAACAUUUAAAUAGCUACCUUAAAUCUAAUAUAUUUCUAUUUUUAGGUUAGUGAAGGUUAAAAAUUUAUUAAUUUUCAACUUAAAAAUUUUUUUAAAGACUGAGUGUAGUAAACUUGUGAUUGUGUCUAUUGACAUCCUUCAUUAUAAGUCAUAAUUUUUUUUUAAAUGUUCAGGCAUUUCAAACAGAUUUGUAAAACAAAGAACCAAGUAUCCAUAGCUUGCUAUACAUUAUACUAACUAAUACAAAAUGUCAAUUUACAUUGUUUCCCUGACUAGGUACUAUAAUAAGUAGUAUUUCAUGUAUCUUUGCUAAACAAUAGUAGUCUGCAUUUUUCAAUCCUGAAUUUUACUUUGCUGAUAGUACUUUUAACUUUCUUGUUUUUAAAUAUUGUAUCUGUUUCCAUUCCCAGCAAAUUUUAACAAACUAUGGUAAUUUGUUCUGACUAUACAAGUUAGCCAGACAGGAAGAUGUUAGCUAUGUUUAACCUAAUUUCAGGAUAGUUUGUGUCUACACACCAUUUAAUCUGACACAUAUUUGUUUUCCCACUGACGAAAGGAUUAAAAGUUAAUCACAAAAAUGACAGAUUUCUUUGUUUUACUUUGGUUGGCCUGAAUCAUAGUAAAGGUUUUUUGAUUCUAACAGCAACAUACUGGUUGUGUUCAUUGCAUAUUCUUUAACAUGAAAGACUUGUGGCUUGGUCAUGAAAGUGUUGGAGCUUUUAAUAUUUCAUUAAUGUAUCAGUUCUAUUUGACAUAGGAUGCUUAUGGCUAGAUCAUGAAAGUGUUUGAAUUUCUAAGGUUUCUGUUAUAUCACCAUUUGGGUACUUUGGAGUAUAUUUUCACUGUAGCAUGAAAUUUUAGAUAUUCCAAGUUAUCAGCAAAAAUCCAGUUUUUUGGGGGUUUUUUCUGAGAGUUUUUGUUAUUUAGCCAUUACAGGGUUGAUUGUUCUAUAUAUUGAUUGUGGUAUUCUGUAUGAUAACUGACUAUAUUGGUCUAUUUUGUUCAUGAUUAUGAGCCAGAGAAGCUUUGAUUGGAAUGAAGUAAUAUAUAUUUAUUGUUUGCCGAGAUGGUGUAAUAAAAAAAAAAAAAAGUUCACCAGUUCAAUCUUUGUUUCUUAAAGGAUACCAUAUAGCCCUUAAGAAAAACUAUAUCUAAUAUUAAAGCUUUUACACUGCAAAAAACAAAAAUGAUCUUGACAAGCUAAGGGUGUGUACAUUAAUUUUGUAAAAUACCAUUUGGUCCAUUUAAACCACUAUUUAGAUUCUGAUAUCCUAUUCUUAGUAGAUUCCUACUUAUUGUUUAUCUUGUGAGCAAUUAGUUGAUGUGUUGGACUAUGAUUUGAUGUCAUGAUUUUUAAUCAGGUGGAAUGCUUUUUUUAAUGUUUGAAGUUUAAAGUAUCUUUUUUCAGUGCAUCUAAAAUUUAAUGAUUUAUAAAAGAAACUUGUGAAUGUUAAGCCAUGUAAAAGUAAUUAGUUUGAUCUCAAGUGGUUUUAUAACUUGUAUUUUUUUAAAUGUUUUCAUAUGAAAAAACCCUCUUGUUUUUACAUGGCUUUAAACUACUUUUUAAAGAAAAUAUUCAGAAAAUGUUUAUUCUUACUUAAAAGAGCAUAGGUGUUUUCCAAAGUAAUUAGUCAGUACAAAAAAUGUUUAAAUUUUUUGUAAGUCAUAACAAAAUUUAUCCACUUAAUGCAGUUCAAAACUUUUUCUUCUUAUAAUCACAAAAAUCAUCUCACUUCAUUGUUUCUAACUUGUGAAAUGUUUAUUACUGAGAAAUACACGCGUAUAUAUAAAAAUGGCCAUGCAACAUUUUGACCUCCUACUUAGGUCAUCAUUGGGCAAGAGAAAAUAAUGAUAAUUCGACACAUUAGAGAAUACAAGAUUAAAAUAAUGUAUUCUCUAAUGUGUCAGAUUAUCAUUAUUUUUCUCUUGCCAGACGAUGACCUAAGUAGAAGGUCAAAACGUUGCAUGGCCAUUUUUUAUACGUACGUGUGUAUUUCUCAGUAAUAAACAUUUUUCUUCUUAUUUUGAAGUUCUUAAACAUUACGGGCUCAAACUAGAUGAGUUUUUACUGCUGCUUUCUUGAACCUUUUGUUUAUUAUCCUCUUACAGGUUUCAGUUAUUUCUUGUGAACUUUUAAUAAUAUAAUUUGAGUGUGUAUUCAAACUAUUUUCCUUAAACUGGUGUGUUUUAUCAGUGAUUGUAAAUGUACUAAAGCACACCUGUAACGAUCAUAAUGUAAACAAUGGACUUGCACAGGUAGAAUUCAAUGCUUUGAUUCUUCAAUUCACGACUAAAUGGCUCCUAGAAAAUGUUAAUUUAAUUCUUUAUGCAUUGAACUUCUAAAUUUUGUACUAAUCAUAUAUCUUGAGAUUAACAAACAACCACUCUUAUUUCUUAGUCCAUGAUUACACGGUGUGUUUUGAUUGAUUUUAAUACUUAAUCGUGGAAGUGCAAGCCAAAUUUCAUAUAGCCAUCCAGUGUUAGUAUAUAUUAAUUAGCAUGCAAACAGAUAUAUAUAUAUAUAUAUAUAUUAAUAUAUUGUAUUGUGUUAGUUUUAUAUGUUUUAAAAACAGGUUAUGAAGAAAUACAUUAUUAUUACUUUCACACAUUUGUAAAAGAAGUGAGUGGUUGUCAGGUUGGGUUUUAUUAUUGAGUUAUUCAGUAACUAUUUGUUAAAUUGACUUGUGCUCAUUUUAGUUUAUGUUGGUUGUGUACAUGUGAAAAAUUUUAUGUAUUAACUUACGCGUGCAACAAACAAAUUUUAAGAAAUGUAGAGAAUGCAUUCGAUUUGUUUGGUAUUUAUAUAUUUUUCAUGUGAAAUCAAACUUGUAUCAAUUAAUAUAUUUUGAUAUGAUUUUAGAAUUUGGUAAAAAAACUUUGGUAUGGAAAUAGUGACUUUUUUUAGUAGUUGAACGUAGCUUGUAGACUUGUACUAAUUAAAUCCUUCAGUUGAAAAACUUAAAACUACAAGCAGGAGAACAUUUCACAAGUAGGUAAAAGACUGUUAGACAAAGAUUGAAGUUAUAUGAAGAAAAAAUAUAUGUUUAUCAGAUAUGAAAAAACUUAACAUUUCACUGUUUGUGCAGACAUCAAAGUAGUGUUUAAAAUACCCAUAUCUAAGUAAACAUAAAAUUUACUUGGUCAAAAACGGUUUUUUCUUUGUGGUUCAGUUUGUGAAGUAGAUAUUUAGCCAGAAAAGAUGCUUGUUCCAUUUAAAGAUGAACUGUAUUGAUUUUGGUAAUGAAAAUAUUUUAUUGUAAAAGAAAGAAAUAAGAGGCCUGUGUUGGUUUUUGGUAUUAGUAUCAUAAAAUAUAUAUAAAGUUAAUGUACUAUAAUUAUUUUAUUUAAAGUAAAAAAAAGACUAGUUAAAUACAUUACAGAAGUCACAUUACUGAAUCUUGGUGAUGUAGGAAUUUUUUAUUACUUUGUAAAUAAUUAAUGGUACUUUAAGAUAUUUUUACUUUGAAAUAUGAAGAAACUUAAUACUCCUGUCCACAGAGAGGACUAUUUUGUGUGGCAAAGAGAGAAUAAUUAUCAAUUUAAUUUUGGAAAACUUGUGAAUAUUGCACAUAUGUGCAAAACUUGUAAUCAGCUCCUUGUUGUCAGUGGCAAUUAUAUGAUCCAAAUGAUAGAGGUAGAUUAUCUUACUGUUUCCAUAUUUUAUUAAGGUUUUAUGCAUAACCAAGAUGUUCUCAAGUUUAUAUUGUAUGUCUUUGUGCAUUAAUAUGCGCUGUGCUAAGAGUCUUGAAGAUGCCAUAUUGAGACAGAGUAUUUGAUUAAUAUGGCCGUCUGUAUAUAUCAGCUCGUAUAAAGUUAGAUUUUUUUGUACAUAAAGAGUUGAUUUUAUGAAUGUUAGUGUUUAUGCUUUAGAUGAGUGACUUGUCCGAGUCAGAAGAUCCCUUGUUGGGAUAAGUUAUUUGAUAAGUUACGCUAUACUUCUCUAUUAAUCCUUAAAUUAGAAUUUUGUACAACACAAGUGAAGUUUACGUAUGUCUAUAACCAUGCAUGUGUGACUUUUCCAGAAUUAGAAGAUCCCAUGUUGGGAUAAGUUGUUUCAUGAAUGUAUCUAAAUCAGCCCCUUAAAAAAAAAACUUUUGUACAGAGUGAAACAAGUCCUGUAUAUAAAUAAAACCUAUUUAUCUACGUGAGUAUAAUUAGGUGGUGGACCUUGUAUAUCGGUAAUUUGUACAGAAGAAGGCCUUGUACAUAAAUAAAACGUUUAUUUACGUUUGUUUAAGGGAGGAGGUUUCCCAUACGACAUUUAUUUGUAGGUUAAAAAGUUAGUCGUUGUGUGUGAGAGACAUACAUUUCGUAGACAUUUUGUACAGAAGCAGAUCUUGUACGUAAAUAAAGCAUCUAUUUACUGUGA
Limulus polyphemus (Atlantic horseshoe crab) is the source of this 11160-nucleotide messenger RNA. RefSeq names its product ataxin-7-like protein 1. Bases 69 to 3221 code for a protein of 1050 amino acids. NCBI's taxonomy places the organism in Eukaryota, Metazoa, Arthropoda, Merostomata, Xiphosura, Limulidae. The record is from RefSeq and is a predicted model, not a curated record. The transcript has 12 exons.